Messenger RNA from Cuscuta europaea, 1249 nucleotides. Lineage: Eukaryota; Viridiplantae; Streptophyta; Magnoliopsida; Solanales; Convolvulaceae. The record is from the annotation of a GenBank genome assembly.
CGCUAAUACAAUUGAGUUUACCACACACGCAUACGAAUAUUCCACUGCGGCCGAAGAUCGACCAAACAAGAACAAGAAAUAUAGAAAACAAUCUAUUUUCUUGCUAAUUUUUUUUAAAUUAAAUUUGUACAAUCGUAGAGAAAUUAUCUGUUUGCUUGCCCUCCUUGACAUGAGGAUAAUUGCUCACUGAUUCAGAUUUCAGAAAUCUGAUUCUUCUUGAUAUCUUGCAUUUAUAUUAUAAAAUCAAGAACGUCUGUUCCACGUAAAAUCCAAAUCUUGAACUAGUAUUUGCUGCCAAAUCCGAAGGAUAUUGGUUCAAAGCUAAGUGAAUUAGAGGUGGAGGGAGACGGUGGGGUUAAUGAAAAUGGGGGCUAGAUCAACCGUGUCGUUGAUCAGGAAGGCUGUUCCCGCUACCGGAGCAACAAUGACUACAGCCUCCGCCGCGACGUCGCCUGUAUCGUCAUCAUCAAUAUUUACGAAUUUCCCUCUCAUAUCUGCUCUUCUUGCCUUCACCGUUGCUCAAUCCAUCAAAUUCUUCACCGUCUGGUACAAGGAACGGCGAUGGGAUCUGAAGCAACUUGUUGGGUCUGGUGGUAUGCCUUCAUCCCAUUCUGCAACUGUAACUGCUCUUGCCAUUGGUGUUGGUUUGCAGGAGGGAUUUGGAGGUUCACUUUUCGCUACUUCAUUGAUUUUAGCAUGCGUGGUAAUGUACGACGCUACAGGUGUCAGAUUACAAGCGGGACGCCAAGCACAGGUUCUCAAUCAAAUUGUAUAUGAACUCCCUGCUGAGCAUCCUCUUGCCGAAAGCAUACCACUACGUGAACUUCUGGGUCAUACACCCCCUCAGGUUAUUGCUGGUGGAUUGUUAGGAAUUGUGACAGCGGCUAUUAUUCAUUUGAUUUCAUAUUUUGGAACUCAGGCCUGAUAACCCACCUAGGAUCAUAAAAGGUGCAGCACUUGUUAGCGGAUUAGUUUGCAUAGCAUAUUAGUCUACUCUGACAAGCCUCUCAGAUCUGUGGCUUCACAUCUAAACUGUUCGGGAUGGUGUUUCUGCUAUACAGUUAGAUAAUUCUUGUGUGAAAAAGACAAAAUACAUUCUUUCGGUCUUCAAAAAACAGAUGGGUUACAUGCAAAAAUGUGAAUAUGUGAUAUGAGCAUUUUCCCUCUUGAUGGCAAAUAAUGUUAAGUAAAUUGUUGCAAACAAGAGUAAAACAUAAGUGAUGUGAAUGUGUGAUGAGUAUUUUGUUCC